Molecule: messenger RNA, 315 nt
Organism: Radiomyces spectabilis
Lineage: Eukaryota; Fungi; Mucoromycota; Mucoromycetes; Mucorales; Radiomycetaceae
Exons: 3
Coding region: 1-315 (104 amino acids)
Source: RefSeq, a predicted model, not a curated record
AUGCAAAAUGCCGUGUCCUCUUUUAUUAAAUAUGGCGUGCUGACACUUUUCUCUUCAUCCACGCUCAACUCACUUUUUGUGAAUCCAAUCUUCGCGAAACUCUAUGUUGAAUCGAAAAACGAAGACUUCGAAAAAGCGCUAAAAACUGCUGAAAAACCACUUUACGUCCUGACCAAAAAAGUGAAAUGGAUUGCCACCAAGGGCCCCGAUUCUUCGGGAUUACAAAAGCAAGAACGAAGAGAAGGCGAAGAUGAAGAUGAAGACGAAGACGAAGAGAAAGAGAAGAAUCUGACGAUGAUGAAGAUGUCGAAGUGA